AUGGCUGCCCAAACAGCUACCAAGACCAGAACUCAUGAUGAAUACACUGUGGGAUGGGUCUGCGCUCUAUCCAAAGAGCAGACCGCGGCGACGGCUAUGCUCGACGAUAGACAUGUCUGUCUUCCGAAGCCGCCAAAUGACCCAAAUGCAUACACCUUGGGGUCGAUCGGCAAACAUAACAUCGUUAUAGCCUGCCUGCCGGAAGGUGAGAUCGGUGCUAACUUAGCAGCGACUAUCGCGACCUGGAUGAUCUCCACUUUUCCAUCUAUCAAGUUCGGCUUAAUGGUUGGUAUCGGCGGAGGUAUUCCCCCUAAGGUUCGACUUGGCGAUGUAGUGGUCAGCACACCUACAGACCAGUAUGGUGGGGUAGUUCAAUGGGACUUCGGCAAGGCGGAGGAAGGCGGCAAAUUCAAGGAGAUCGGAUCGUUGAACAACCCACCUACCCCACUCCGCACAGCUUUAACGAAACUAAAGACAGAAAAUGAGUUGAGCGGGUCCAAGAUACCAGAGUAUCUAGACGAACUGAAACAGAAAUGGCCGAGACUGGUGCCAAAAUACCUUUGGUCUGAGUCACGGAUAGACCCUCUGUCUAAAUCACACACUUCUCACAACGGUCGCGGUUCCCAGAACCCUAGCAACCCUUUAGAAUGUAAAGCCGAACAGAUAGAUGGGACAGCUACAGACGCCAAGUUUCGUGAUAACCUUGACCAGCGUUAUGACGGGAAGGUAUUGUGCGUCGAAAUGGAAGCGGCAGGACUGAUGAAUAAUUUCCCAUGCAUCGUCAUCCGGGGCAUUUGCGACUAUGCCGACUCGCAAAAGGACAAAGAUUGGCAGGAACAUGCUGCGGCGGUAGCUGCAGCGUUUGCAAAGGAGCUGCUUCAAUAUGUUCAGCCAAGCGACGUUAACGGAGAGCGCCCAGUGAGAGACAUAAUUAAAGAAUCCAAUAGAAUACCUCUAAUAAUAAAUAUAGUUCGUAAUGAUGUUACACACAUUAGGUCCAAGCUGGAUGGAAAGGAUGAUAUUGAAAUCCUCGGUUGGCUCACACGAACCGACUACGGCCCGCAGCAAAGCGAUAACUUUAACAGACGGCAACCAGAAACCGGAAUUUGGUUCCUUAAGUCAAGAGAGUUCCAGGAUUGGCUGACUACAAGCAGUCAGACACUGUUCUGUCCAGGCAUCCCUGGGGCAGGAAAGACUAUCCUAACGUCAAUUGUGGUUGAUUACCUUUACUCAAAGUUCUAUAACGACUCGAAGACCGGCAUCGCCUACAUCUACUGCAACUUCAAAAAGCAGGAAGAGCAGAAGAUUUACGACUUAUUAGCAAGCGUGUUGAAACAGCUAGCUGAGAGCCAGUCUUGGCUACCUGAGAGCAUUAAAAAACUUUAUAAUCGCCAUAAAGCUAAACGAACACGGCCUUCCCUUGAUGAAAUCUUGACAGUUCUUCAGUCUGUGACGAUAAUAUAUUCGAGAAUCUUCAUCAUCGUUGACGCUCUUGACGAAUGCCAAGCAUCCAGUGGCUGCCGGGCGAGGUUGAUCUCAGAACUUUCCAACCUUCAAAUGAGGAAUGGAGUAAAUAUCUUUGCGACGUCGAGGAUUAUCCCGGAGAUUAGGGAAAAAUUCAAGGGAAGCAAAGAGGUUGAGAUCCGUGCUUAUGAUGAGGAUGUGCGAAGAUAUUUGGAUAGCCAGAUAGUACAGCUGGGUUCGAAAUUCUUAGAAACACACUGCGAAGAGAUUAAAACAGAGAUCACAAGGGUGGUUGAGGGAAUGUUCCUCCUCGCGCAGCUUCAUUUCGAAACUAUCAGAACUAAAAAAACGCUAAAAAAAAUCAAAAAUACAUUGGCGAACCUCCCCACCGGAGAGAAAGCAUACGAUUGUGCUUACGAAGAGGCUGUACAGAGGAUCGAGGGUCACGAUUCAGACUCCAAGGAGCUAGCAUGGCUGGUUCUACAGUGGAUUACUUGCGCAAAGAGACCACUUACUACAAAGGAGCUUCAACAUGCACUUGCGGUGGAAAUAAAUAACACUGAAUUAGAUGAAGAGAAUCUAGUCCAGAUUGAAGAGAUGGUCUCGGUAUGUGCUGGACUAGUCACUAUCGACGAAGAAAGCAAGAUCAUACGGCUAGUCCACUAUACAACUCAGGAAUACUUCGAGCGGACGCAGAAACGUUGGUUUCCAACUGCACAGACUGAGAUUGCCACAGUUUGCGUUGCCUACCUCUCAUUUAGCGCUUUUGAGACUGGGUUCUGUGAAACAGACCAGAAAUUUGAGGAGCGAUUACAAUCAUUUCCGUUCUACGGUUAUGCUGCAUGCAACUGGGGACACCAUGCUCCUAAGGAUGAAGCGAGUCAAGAAGUCAUCAGGUUUCUCGAGAGUAAAGCUAAGGUCGAGGCAUCGAGUCAAGCGCUGAUGGCCACUAAGGGACACUCAUUGGAUGUAAAUUACAGUCAAACAAUUCCAAAGAAAAUGACCGGACUACACUUGGCGGGAUUCUUUGGGGUGAACAAGGCCACAGAUAUACUCCUUGAACUUGGACACAGCCCAAAUGUGGAAGAUAGUUGGAAACGAGAGCCUCUGUGGUAUGCUGCCCAGAACGGACAUGAGGCCAUCAUUGUUGAGAAGCUGCUGGCAGCAGGAGCCGAUGUUAAUGCUGCUGCUGCUGGCUUUUAUGGACGGACUGCACUCCAAGCAGCAGCUUGGAACGGCCAUCAAGAGAUUGUUGAGAAGCUGCUAGCAGCAGGAGCCGAUAUUAAUGCUGCUAGCUAUUAUGGAUGGACUGCACUCCAAGCAGCAGCUGAGAAGGGCCACCAAGAGAUUAUUAAGAAGCUGCUAGCAGCAGGAGCCGAUAUUAAUGCUGCUGCUGGUGCUGGCGAUUCUGGACAGACUGCACUCCAAGCAGCAGCUGGGAAUGGCCAUCAAGAGAUUGUUGAGAAGCUGUUAGCAGCAGGAGCCGAUGUUAAUGCUGCUGACGGUGAUAGACAGACUGCACUCCAAGCAGCAGCUGGGAAGGGCCAUCAAGAGAUUGUUGAGAAGCUGCUAGCAGCAGGAGCCGAUAUUAACGCUGCUGCUGCUGGCCGUCAUGGACGAACUGCACUCCAAGCAGCAGCUGAGAAGGGCCAUCAAGAGAUUGUUGAGAAGCUGCUAGCAGCAGGAGCCGAUAUUAAUGCUGCUGCUGCUGGCCGUCAUGGACGGACUGCACUCCAAGCAGCAGCUGAGAAGGGCCAUCAAGAGAUUGUUGAGAAGCUGCUAGCAGCAGGGGCCGAUGUUAAUGCUGCUGCUGCUGCUGGAUAUAAUGGACGGACUGCACUCCAAGCAGCAGCUUGGAACGGCCAUCAAGAGAUUGUUGAGAAGCUGCUAGCAGCAGGAGCCCAGCAGCAACUAGAAUCCAAAUAAGAAUGGCAAUUACCAUC
Messenger RNA from Trichoderma virens Gv29-8, 3407 nucleotides. RefSeq lists its product as uncharacterized. The coding region runs from base 1 to 3390 and encodes 1129 amino acids. The transcript is spliced from 5 exons. NCBI's taxonomy places the organism in Eukaryota, Fungi, Ascomycota, Sordariomycetes, Hypocreales, Hypocreaceae. The record is from RefSeq and is a predicted model, not a curated record. Gene Ontology annotation, biological process: nucleoside metabolic process. Gene Ontology annotation, molecular function: protein binding; catalytic activity.